Paramecium octaurelia is the source of this 2336-nucleotide messenger RNA. Lineage: Eukaryota; Ciliophora; Oligohymenophorea; Peniculida; Parameciidae. The record is from the annotation of a GenBank genome assembly.
AUGAGUAAGUAAAAAAAUGAAAACAAUAUCCGUAUCCAUUAAAUCAACAAUUUUGAAAGUCAUUACUAAAUGAAGUAAUAUGCAGAUGCUUAAAGCAUGAAGUUACAAGUAGAAUACUUUUAUCAUAUAGGCAAGUGAGCAAGAACUAACAUAAGUGAAAGGCAUAUCGUAAGGAGGUUAAAACGUAUUAAAGACUUAAAUACUUUAAAAGAAAAGUACAGAGAAUUAAAUUUAGAGGAGACCAAAUGCAGAAGCACCCAGACGAAUAAAUAUGAAUAAUGCCUAAUAUAUUAUUGAUUCAUUUAAAACCAUGUAACUUUAGAAACUUCAAAUAGUAUUUAAAGAUUAAGUAAGAGUUGUUGCAAAUUUAGAGUAUCCGUAAAAUAAUAUGUACUAUUAAAUUUUAAUACAAUAGAGUAUAAUAAUUACUCACUAGUAGUAAAAUUGGCAUCAGCAUUUAAAGAAAAGAAGCAAAAAAAUUACCAAGCCCUAUAUAAUUAAUAUAAUCAAAAGAUUAACAACAACUAGAAUUAUUAUUAGACUAAAAAUAAUGCGAAAUGGAGUAAUUGUAAUAGUAAAUUGAACCUGAUUUUUUAAACCAUAAAGAGUAAGAUGAUAAGCUGUAAUUGAAAAAUAGAUAAAUAAUUCAGUAUUUGCCAACAUUCUAAUAGCUCAUUUAAGAGUAGAGCUAAGUGGUAGAAGUAGAGAGCUAAAAUUUCAACAAAAGAACAAAGAACAAUAAUAUUCUAAAAAGAAUAGAAGUCUUAACGAAAAUUAUCCAAAAACGACAAUUUGAAAUAAUAAAAAUUGAUUUAAAUAUGGAUGAUGAACUUAAAAGCCUGAACAACAAGUUAAACUAAAUAGGAUAAUAAUUAAAUAUGAAAAUUCAUGAAAAUUAAUAAUUUCAAUCUUCAUAAAUUUAUGACCAAUCACGAAAAGUAAUUAGUAGAAGACAUAAUUUUGAAUAAUAUAAAUCCUCAUAAAUUAGCGCUUAACUUGAAGACUAAAUUUAAGCCUUAAGGCAAGAGCAGCAAAGGCUUCAAUUUGAAAUAAAGGAAAAAAUAAAUUAAAGUAAAGAAUAGCAAAUUAAAAUACAAAUGGAUUAAGAGAAAGCGAAAUCAUAAAUUAGGAAUUAUGAAGAGGAUAUUCUAAAUAAUAAUUUAAUUGAAGAAAAGUUGAAAAAGGAACAAUACGAAUUGUCUAAACUUUAAAUAUAAAUGUAAGCAUUGAAACAGGAAUUAACCAAUAACUAAAAAUAGAUUAAGUAGAACAAGGAGGAAUAUGAUAAUAAAUAUUUCAAUACCUAAAAUCAAAUAAAUAGCAUUUAAAAUUAAAUUAAUGAUAUUACAGAAUUAAUAAAAAAAUCAGAAAAUUAAAAACUCUAAUUACCAAGGAUAAAUUAAAAAUUAAGAAACACUGAAAAUCAAAUGGCUAUUGAUGUUAAUACUUCAAAUAUAGAGGAAUUAAUAGAAAGUUAUUAAAACAAUAGUCUUGGUUAAAAUUUAAAGACAAUUGAUGAAAUUUAUAAUUAAGAAUAAAAAAGUCUCCAAACUUUAGAAUUGUUUAAAAUUAGUUAUUUUACUAAAAACAAGAAGAUUUAUUUACCUUAUUAGACAAAAUGGAUAGCUUAGGACAUUCUAGAAACUUGUGAUUUACUUAGGGAUGAUAGUUAAGAAUACAUUGAAUAAAGCUAAUAAAGCUUUCAAUAUAUAACUAGCGAUCAAAUUAAUGGUUUUGCUGAAUUGUUAUAAAUUAAGGAUUAAAUAUAUUAUUUUAGAUUGCCAAAAAAAAUUAGAUAAAUUUAUUCAAGAUUGUAUAUUUUUCCAAGUUGUUUCUUAGAAGAGUAUAGAUUAAAUUAUAAAUAGAAUAAUGAUAUUUGUAUUGAUUUGAUCUUAAGUUAGUUGGAAGAUUUCCAAGCAAUUUAAUAUCAAUUUUGGUACAUUUAUUAAAAAAUUGCAUUCAUAAUUCAAGAGGACACCUUUUUUUAUAUAGUCACUGUAAAAUUAGACUAACGAGUUGUUAUAAUUUAUAAUUCAAUUCCUAAGCCUGAAUAAUAAUACACAGAAAUUUUGCUUUGUUUGAAUCACUUGUUUAGUUAGCUUCUAAGAGAAAGGAUACAGUUUGAACUUCAUAUAAGCCCAAUAUUUCCAAUUUAGAUUGAUAAAUCUAAUGAUAAUCUUUCAGGCUAUUAUGCUUGUAUUGCUCUUGAGUAUUAGAGUAGGAAUUAAAUAAAUAAAGGAUUCUUAUAGAUGUAACAAAUUUGUGCACAAAUAUAUAAAAUUAAACUUAAAAAAAAUAAAUCAUCAUACCAAAUAAGGAGAAAAUAAAUGGAAUGA